UGUUGUGUUAACAAAAUAAAAUAAUACUUAUUUAGCAUUAAAUUAAGUUUUAUUUAUUACUAAAAAUUGGUGAUGUACAAACUGCAUUUCGGUCCUCUGUUGAGGCAAUAUUUUAUAGUGAUUACAGUAAACUUGAGCGUUUUGGUCACCGGCCUGGGGCUAGCAUGGCCGUCUCCGGUUUUCGUGAAACUGAGAAACAGCACGGAAACCAUCCUGCCAUCACCGAUGACAGAGGAGCAAGGAUCCUGGAUUGUUUCCAUUGGUUUUUUGACUGGACUUUCGCAACAUCUUGUGGCAGCAUAUCUGGUUGAUCGCAUCGGUAGAAAGUCUUGCAUCAUAAUCUCAUGCCUCCCGAAGAUACUUGUCGGUUUCCUGUACAUCUUCGCGAGCGAAGUCUGGAUGCUAUUGCUUGGUAGAGCUAUCCUCGGGAUUUCUGAUAUUUACGCAUUUAAUACCGUUCCAAUGUAUGCUUCAGAAAUUGCUAGCAAAGAGAUAAGAGGGGCCUUGGGUACAAUACUUCAGAUCCUGUGCUCCAUAGGCGUGGUGCUCAUGAUGUGUAUCGGGCCUUUUGUAUCGUAUCUUCAUCUUAACAUUAUUUACACUUGCUUCGCUUUGAUCGUAACCGUACCAAUGCUGUUUUUACCGGAUAGCCCAUACUUCUUGUAUUCUAGAGGUAAAAAUCAGGAGGCGCUAAGAGUACUUACGUAUUUACGUGGCUCCGAAUCAAUCGCUUCAGAUGAACUGAAAGAAUAUUCUCUUUGCGAGAAACAAACCGUUGCUAAAAGAGAAUUGUUUAAAAACAGAACUUUCUUGAAGUCGUUGUUCAUUGUUUUGGUGCUAUCCGGAGGGACUCAGCUGGUUGGUUUCAACUCAAUAUCGUUUUAUCUUCAGACAAUAUUGGAAUCGACUCAUACGAGCGUCCAGCCGGAACUAGCCUCUGUAAUAACGGGCAUUAUACAAUUACUUUCGAGUCUCUGCACCACUUUAGUGACGGAUAAAUUCGGGAGGAAGCCCAUACUAACAACUACUCUAGCGGCCAUGGUCUUUGGACUGAUGGGGCUCGGAAUAUUUUUCAAAUUAAAAGAAACUAUCGCCAUCAGUGGACUACUGAAUUUUCUUCCCAUAGCUUCGGUUAUACUUGUAGUAAUCGGGUACAGUGCUGGCCUCGGUUCUCUGGUGUGGGUGCUGUCAGCCGAACUCUUCGAAGACUCCUCUCGAGGAAUCGGCAUCGGCAUCUCCUCGCUCUUCUCCUCGAUAUGCGUGUUCUUGACAACCAAAUACUUCGCUCAGCUCACCUCGGUCAUAGGAUCAGCGGAAACCUACUGGUUGUUUAGUUUCAAUUCGUUCCUGCUUUGCGCUUUCGUGUUGUUUUACGUACCAGAGACGAAGGGGAAGAGUUUUGCUGAGAUCCAGAGUGUGUUAAGGGGAAAAGGGAAAUCGGAGACGGCCAAUUUUUGCCGUAGUUAAGAAUUAGUACAUUGUUUUUAUGUUGGUGUUGUAUAUGAAUGAGGCAGUUUGUAGUAAAUUCCAUUUGAACUCGCCUUACUGAUUUAUCGCUAAAAAUAAAUAAGGAUAAGUAAUUGAAUUUAUUAGUUUAAAAAUUACUG
Molecule: messenger RNA, 1607 nt
Organism: Bombyx mandarina (wild silkworm)
Lineage: Eukaryota; Metazoa; Arthropoda; Insecta; Lepidoptera; Bombycidae
Product: facilitated trehalose transporter Tret1-like
Source: RefSeq, a predicted model, not a curated record